Onychostoma macrolepis is the source of this 4108-nucleotide messenger RNA. It is a transcript of the gene mettl24, whose product is annotated as methyltransferase like 24. The transcript is spliced from 7 exons. Lineage: Eukaryota; Metazoa; Chordata; Actinopteri; Cypriniformes; Cyprinidae. The record is from RefSeq and is a predicted model, not a curated record. Bases 1825 to 2844 code for a protein of 339 amino acids.
CAAUAAUAAUAAUAAUUAUAAAUAUUCAUUGAUAAACUGAGAGCAUUCAUUUGAUAGACUGGUUUUGUAUUACGUCAUAAAUAUUUAAAUAUAACCGUUGCAGAAACCGUUGGGACUGGUAUGCUCUGUUCUCGUUUAGAUCUUUGUUUGGUGUUACGGGGCGAACGAGACGUGAGACAUAUCCAUAUGCAAGGCUUUAUUCCAAGACGUGGUCACAAAAAAAGGCAAGAGUCAAACAAUGGCAAACAGGUAUGACACAGGUAAGGCAAAGAAUAUUCCUAGAGCUAGCGUGGGUCUACGAUCGGCGAACAAUAUCCAGAGGGCUUGACAUGAAGGGUAAUCCAAAUAACACAAGCAAUAGUCCAGGCGAGGUGCAAACAUGGUCCAAAAACAGCAGGCAAAGGGUUAAUCCAAGAUACACAGGCAGAAGAUCAGGAGCCAGACAACAAGGCAACACGAAAUGACUUGGAUGUAGCCAUAAUAGAGUGAUAUACGCUCAACAAUACUCGGCAGUGAGAAGGAAGAGGAAGUCCAAGGCUUAUAAAGCGUGUCUGAUUGGAUUCAGCUGUGUGUGUGUAAUCAGUGCAAAGGAUGAUGGGAACUGUAGUCCGGAGUGACGUGUAACAGUCUGUGUGGUGUGAGAGUCAAUAUGAAGGAGAGGAGACCUCUUGUGGCAGUCGGACGGAAGACUAUGAACCGGAUUUGUGACAUUUGGGUUUCAAAGAAGAAAUUUAAAAAAAGGCUUUCCAAUUCCUCUCAACGCGGGUCAUUUCAGCUCAGUAGGAUAUCAUUCUGAAAGAAAAACAAUAUAUAUUUAUAGAGAUCUAAAGCAGAACAGAGAGCAAUGAGAAAUUAAAUGAAACUUAAUGUAAUCGUAGAAACGUCCAGCUUCAGCUGCUGCUUCUCGUCUCAAAUCUGGACUGAUUUUAUCAAGUAAGCGUCAGAAUAACUGCAGUCAUGUCUCCAGAUGAACACUUACUGAAGCAGCUCAGCUUUACUUGAUUCUCCAUCAAUCAUUUUCUAGAAACAUCAGCGCGUCUCAAAUCUGAUCAUCAGGAUCUUCUGAGGAGCUUUACUUUCACUGUUCCUCAGCGGAGGAAUGAUCUUCAUCUCACAUCUUCUGAGGAGCUUUAUUUCUUCAUCUCUCCAUCAGCAUUGCAUUAUAUGUACAUCUCAUCUUACUGAGACAUAUUACUGGAGAUAUAGAGCGACCGCUGAUAUUUAUGUCAGUAUCUGUUAUAAAGAUCUCAUUGAUUUACAUCACAAGCAGCAGAAUUUCAUUUAUAUCAGCAUCUGCAGCAAGUCUCUGAAUGAAACUGAGCUGUUUUUCCUUCACAUUCUCACUGUAUCAGACUAUAUACAAGCCUGAUUGAUAAAAUAUGAUGUUUUGAAGUUCAUUGCAUGACAGACUUUCUGAUUGAACAUGUUCUCAUGAGUCUUUGCAGCAGAGCUGGUUUGCUCAUACUGACUUCUUUCUUCUUUCCUGUGAAGAACAUGCAACAUUGUGCUGAGGCUCCGGUCGAGGGGCGGAGUGUGUGUGUGUGUGUGUGUGUGUGUGUGUGUGUGUCUUUGUCUAGAGUUACAGAGCUUCAUCUGUCCAGAGGCGUAUGGGUGGAGAGACUCUCAAAUAUGCGUGUGUUCAGAUCCAGAGCUCACAGCGGCGUGGAGAAGAUGUUUACCAACGCUGGACUUUGUACCCGAAGCCUUUCUGAGUUUCUGAACGCAUGCGGACGGAGAGACGAACAACAGAAGUGAAUAAAACAAACAUGGAGAGCAGAAGAUCGAGGAGCACUGGGUGAAAGAGAUGGAGACGCUUCUUGCUGAAUGCACGGACUGAAGGCUGAGAUGAACCCGCUGCGCAGCUGCAGGAGGAGGACGAGUGCGUGUGGUCUGCUGCUGCGCAUGUGUCUGCUGCUGUCUCUGCUCUGCGUCUGCGCUCACAUCUACAUGCAGCUCGAGGCUCUGCGUCUCCAGCAUCACAGGACUGUCGCCACGGCAACAGAUGCUGCAGCUGACGCUGGAUCCACCUGCUGCUCAGCGCUGAAGCAUCACAGACGGAUGUCCAGAUGGAAGAUCUCUCUGGAGCCAUGGGCCGCUGAGACUCGAGGCUUACAGGAGGAGGCGGAUCGGUUCCUCAGAUACAUCUCCACUCCGCAGCUGUCCUGCCAGAGACCCGCGUCUGUGCCGCCCGUCUUUGACGCAGAGCAUCAUGGGUCGUGGGUCCUGUGUUUGGACCGCAGGUUCAGUCUGGCACAGCGGAUCGUGUCCAAACACUGCCGUGUCUAUUCGCUCAGGCUGGGAGCGGAGGACGAUGCUCUGGAGCGGUUAUUAGCCGGCUCCGGCUGUGAGGUUCACUGUUUUGACCCCAGCAUCAGACGAGCUCAUCUGCAGGACCAUAACAUGUGGCUCCACCGGCUCUCCGUGGACUGGAGGGACCCAAACCCCGCCGUCCCGAUACAGAGACUACACAGCAGCUCCAAGAAACUCGCCGCCAUCCUCAGCCACUUCGGACACAGACAGGUGGAUGUCCUGAAGGUGGACCUGGAGAGCGCGGAGUGGAAGAUCCUGGAGAACCUGAUCCUGGAGCAGGUGCUGGAAUCGGUCGGUCUGCUGCUGCUGGAGCUGCACCUGCAGUGGGCGGGGUUUGAGGUGGGCGGGGACGAGCCCUCGGUGGUCCGCUAUUGGUUCAGUCUGCUGAGGGAGCUGGAGCACGCUCACUUCCGCCUCUAUCACAGCUACAGCGACCCGAGCAAGCCACGCCUCUUCCUGCACAGAAACCUCGGGAACACCAGCAGCUCCUUCACACUGGGCUGGGUCAACACACGCUUCACGCCGCAAGGAUGACCUUCUCAAUCAUGCAUUUAUGCCUCCUCUGUGUAAAGACGCCUAAAUGCCACUUCAGAAGCGCUUCUGUGCCUCUUCGCCGUGUAAGUCGAUGAGAACGUGACAUUUGUGACCACAAAACCAGUCAUAAGGGUCCAUGUUUUGAAAUUGAGAUUUAUACAUCUCAAUUGUAUAAACAAGCUUUCCAUUGAUGUACGGUUUGUUAUAUUUGGCUGAGAUACAACUAUUUGUAAAUCUGGAAUCUGAGGGUGCAAAAAAAAUCUAAAUAUUGAGAAAAUCAUCUUUAAAGUUGUCCAAAUGAAGUUCUUAGCAAUGCAUAUUACUAAUCAAAAAUGAAGUUUUGAUAUAUUUAUGGUAAGAAACUUACAAAAUAUCUUCAUGGAACAUGAUCUUAAUAUCCUAAUGAUUUUUGGCAUAAAAGAAAAAUGUAUAAUUUUGACCCAUACAAUGUAUUGUUGGCUAUUGCUACAAAUAUACCUGUGCUGCUUAUGACUGCUUUUGUGCUCCAGGGUCACAUUUAAAGAUGUAAUAUUACAGCGGUGGCCAAAAUGAUUAGAACACUAGAAACAGAGCAAACUGAGACUAAAUCCAUAUAAAAAAUAUAAACUGAUACUGACACACUACAGCAAAAGAGUUUUAGCUGCUCAAAACACUAGUGUUGUAAUCAUUUUGGCCACCACGGUAUAUCAUAUAUUAUUAAUAGCUAUCUUUUUGUGAAAAGAGCAGGUGUAAAACCAUCCAAAAUGCAUUUGAGACAGACUGCAGUUGAAUUAAAAUGACUAUUUGCAAUUUUUUUUCAGUACAGAAUAAAAUAUAUGUAUGGUAUAUUUUUUUAAAAACGUUUCUUGAUAAAAAUAGGUUGAAUUCAGAUAUUUAGAUAUAUGAACUGAAUUCACUCAACAUUUUGUACAAAAGGACUAUUUUUGCGGUGUUUUUUUUAGUACAAAAUAGAAUAUAUUUAUGGUAUAUUUUGUUAACGUUGCUUGAUAAAAAUGGGUUGAAUUCAGAUCAGUUCAGGCUAUUUUAUGAAUAUGAGAAAACCUGAAUUCACUCAACAUUGUGUGCAAAUACAAUGUCUGUAAAAUAUAUUUAUCACGUACCUUGACUCUUGGAGGACAAUCUUCACUGAGAUUGCUGAAGUGCAUUUUGGGAUUGCUGCCUUCGUGAAGGGAUGAGCAAAAUGUUUUGUGUAAUAAACACAGUAUAAUGACAAAACCUCUGUUGUGCAGUUAUGAUCUUUGCUUCUGUAGAAACAGCAGGUUUG